Doryrhamphus excisus (bluestripe pipefish) is the source of this 2326-nucleotide messenger RNA. NCBI's taxonomy places the organism in Eukaryota, Metazoa, Chordata, Actinopteri, Syngnathiformes, Syngnathidae. The record is from RefSeq and is a predicted model, not a curated record.
GUAUAUUGUAGAAAAAAAUUAAAACUCCAAAAAUUGCUAAAAGGUAAAGAGAAAAAGCUGACAUGUUAACUAAUAAAAGAGUUGUGCCGUUUAGAUAUGAAUUUAACUUGGAGACUAAUAAAAUAUCUCUUCAAAUCAUAACUUUUUUUAGACUUGUAAAAAAAAUGUUUUUACCGAACUUUCAAGACCCACAGAACCCAAAAUAAUGACAAAAAUAAUGACAAAAUAACUACAUUUAUCAUUCUACAAGGGCGUCAUCAACGUUGUUCGAUCCAAAUAUCGACACCAAUGUUGGUAUCGGUAUUGAUCGAUAUCAUUGUGAAAGGAUCGAUACUUGGGCUUCAGUUGUUUCAUGCAGUAUAAUAUAAUACUACAUUUAUUUCAUGUUUUACGUUGAAAGCAAUUAACACCAAUACAUUGCAAAUGUAAUGAUCUAAAAUCAAGGUGAAAUAUACUUGAUAUUUUACUAUAGAACUAUUUGUGUAUUUUGAAAAUGCACUACAAUCUGAAAUAUGUUUAAAAAAAAUGCUUGAAACAAUCAAAAUAUCAAAUGGAUUUUAACUAAAACAUUUCAGAUGCAAGUCCAUCCAACAUUACUACAGAGAAGUGUCUUAACAAAGAAAGUGAUUUUUGCCCACCAAACAAUCUCCAUUCACUUUAAACCUCAAAAUUUGGCAAAUGUGGUUAAAUAUCAAUUUUUAUACUUAACUUUGUAUUUUUUUACUAGAUUCUUACUUUGUGCUUUUAUUGCCUUACUUUACUGCCCUGCCCUGCUUUUAUUUUUAUGAGCUUGUUAUAUUGUCCCAGCUUUAGUAAGCAUUUUGGUAGACAUUGUGUGGUCACAUUCAGAUAAGACUUUCGGAAUUAUGGAUAAACAUUUACAAGUUGAGCGGCGUUAACUUUUAUCACUUUGUACCUUGAUGUUGUUGCUCAUCCUGCCCUGAUUUUUGUCCUCGACUCAAAAUUGACUAUACUUUGAAGCGUGAACAGCGACUUAAUUUAGUCUGAGCUAUUUUAUGCACCAUGGCCGCCAAAGGGUUGGAAGGUGUGAAAAUGAAGAGGGAAAUCGGCCUGAUUGGAGGAGUGGCAUUUAUCUCGGGGACCAUGAUUGGAUCUGGCAUAUUCAUGUCGCCACAGUUUGUGUUGGCCUACACAGGAAGUCCUGGAGCAAGUUUGUUGAUAUGGGCCCUCUCUGGGGUUGUGGCCAUGUUUGCUGCGCUGUCUUUUGCUGAACUGGGGACUCUUAUUCCCGAAUCUGGUGGCGAGUUCAUUUACAUACUUCGUAUCUACGGGUCAUUUCCUGCGUUCUUUGCCGCCAUUACGUUCAUCCUGAUUGUCAAGCCUUGCAGCGGUGCAGCGGUAGCAAUCAGUGUUGCAAAAUAUGCAAUGGCGCCCUUUUACAGCGGAUGUGAUCCUCCACAGGUGGUGGUGAAGUACACUGCGGCGGUGGCCAUUCUGAUUGUGAUCAUAGGCAACAUCCUGAAUGUGCGGCUUGCUGUGAGAAUCCAAGUAGUCUUCCUGGUAACCAAGGUCUUGACAUUGACCUUGAUUGUAAUAGGAGGACUAGUGGCACUCACACAGAGCCGUGAUAUCAUUGUGGACAACUUAAAUGUUGAGAAUUCAUUCAAGGAAACUCAGUACUCCUUCAGCACUAUUGGAAUGGCUUUUUAUCAAGGACUCUGGUCUUAUGCUGGCUGGUCCAAUUUGAACUAUGUCACUGAGGAGGUGAAGAGACCACAGGUGAGGCAGAUAAAAGUUUCACUUCCUGUUCCAACCAUUGUUCUGCGGUCAAAUGUGCCAAAGUUUUACUGACGUCUUAUCUCUGUGACAAAGGUGUGUUGUCAUCUGUAAGGAUACUGCAAUGUUUCCUCAAGAUCAGGGGUCUCAAACAUGCGGCCACUAGUUUGAGGCCCCCACCUUGAUAUGAAAGUGUUAGUGCGGCCUGCGCAAGUUUGAUAUGGAUGCUGUAUGGUAUCAUGUACCCAGAAAAAAUUAUUACGUUUGAUUAAUGUUCAUGUUAAAGGUUAAAUAACUGUUAAUAGUUAUCCUCCCUAUCUGUGUGGAAGUGGUAAGUUUUUGGCUAUUUAAGUUUAAAGGAAAUAACUUGAAGGCUACCGUUUAGGCCGCUAGCUCUCUAGUUUGCGAGUCAGCAUGUGUCUCAAGACCCUGCAGUUGCGCAAUAUGUUGUAAAUUUAAAAAAGUAUAAAUGUGACUAUAGUCGUGUUUUGUCAUGUCUACAGGGCUCUAAUAAUGCUUUGUUAAUUUUAAUCUGAAAAAAAUAAUUUGUCUACCCACCAACUAUAUGUGGUUUCUUAGGUUUUUAUUA